Messenger RNA from Fraxinus pennsylvanica, 2319 nucleotides. The record is from the annotation of a GenBank genome assembly. Lineage: Eukaryota; Viridiplantae; Streptophyta; Magnoliopsida; Lamiales; Oleaceae.
AUGCUCGAUUCACCCAUAGGCGAGCGAAAAUUAACUCGCGUGGUGGAUCAAAUAGAGCAAGACUCGACAAAGAACAAAUCGAAUAGUUCGACUCUUUCUCACUUAACAUCAAUGGCUCUAUUAACUAUUGAGUACUACAUAGAAUUGCAUGGGACCAAUCGUUUAGAAUGUUACUUAUUGUGGGAUGUGGUUCUGCACGAGGAGUUCCCUUAUCACUGUGCAGUUGGAACUGAAUCUGUUAUCUUGAAAGCUUUAACCACUCUUUGGGACUUUAGGUUCCUUAUUUUCAGCAAAAUACUUCAUAAAAAUCUGCUCUUUGGAUACCGCGUUUUGAAAUCUCUGGUUGGCACUUUUAGACUUAGCAGGAUGGGUGAUGACAAAUUUGAUGAAAAGUUAUUGACUGAGAAACUCUCUAAACUCAAUAGUUCUCAGCAAAGCAUAGAGUCUCUAUCUCGGUGGUGCAUAUCUCACCGCAAAAAGGCCAAGCAAGUUGUUGAAACUUGGGAGAAACUAUUUAAAUCUGCACAAAGGGAGCAACAAAUUUCUUUUUUAUAUUUAGCAAAUGACAUACUGCAAAAUAGCAGGCGCAAGGGCAGUGAAUUUGUAAAUGAAUUCUGGAAGAUCCUUCCGGCAGCUCUGAAGAGUGUUUACGAUCUUGGCCAUGAAAACUGCAGGAAGGUUGCUUCCAGACUGGUUAAUAUAUGGGAAGAAAGAAAAGUUUUUGGAUCGAGGGGUCAAAAUCUUAAAAAUGAAAUCUUGGGCAAGAAGACUCCUGUCACUGUUAGCAAUGGAAAGAAUUCAAAUCCUAUCAAGGUUGUGAAGAGAGAUAGCAACUCAUUAAGAAUUAAACUUGCUGUUGGGGGUAUGCCAGAAAAAAUCUUAACUGCAUUCCAUCUGGUACACGAUGAAGAUGUCAAUGAAGAAGCAGCCUUAAACCAGUGUAGAACUGCAGUUUGUCACGUUCAAGAGAUGGAGAAAGACGUUGAAAAUAUUUCUUCUCAAGGAAAUCUGCAGGGUUCUGAUUUGGUGGAUAAGAUACAGGAACAGGAAAACACACUUCAACAGUGUGUUAGACAACUUGAAAAUGCUGAAGCAAUCAGAGUUGCACUGGUUUCCCUGCUUAAAGAAGCACUUGAGGAUGAAGAAUCAAAACUGGUGCUGAUACAGAGUGAGCUACAUGUUGCUCAGGGUCUAAUCGAGCAAGCAGUGCAUAUGAGGCAGCAGCUGGCCCCUGGUUUUUCAGUUCCUACAUCCACAAACCAACUUAUGGAAGCCAACGCCCAGAGGAUGGUUGAACCCAAAUUCCUGGCUACCCAGUUGACAAACAAUCUGCCAGCACCUCCACAUUCGCACCCUUUAACACCAUUUUCAAUCUCUAAUCUAAGUGAAGAGGAGAGCAAGAAGGCAACAGUAGCUGCUGUUGCUGCAAAACUUGCUGCUUCAACAUCUUCUGCGCAGAUGUUAACCUCAGUUCUCUCUUCCCUUGUAGCUGAAGAGGCUGCUUCAAUGAGCAGUAGCUUCAAAUCUGCCGGGUUUUCGAGUUUGCCUAUUUUACCUCCUGAGAAAAGGCAGAAGAUAGAGAAGCCUAUUCCCUUCUCUGAAGUGGACAAUUCCGAGACUGGUAAUUCCAUGUAUUUUUCUACUACGCAGCAAGUAACAGCUAAUAUGCCACCAAACAACAUGCCUUCUAUAGCUCAAACUAACCAAAUGCAAGCUCCAUUCCUGCCACCUCCUCCACCUCUGCCACCACUUGCACCUCCAUCUAAUUCUCCUGCAAGUCAAUUGGUCCAAUCGGCAAUAGUGGGGCCACCCUAUGGGUAUGGGGCUGGAAACUUGCUACCUCCAUCUUUGUCUACAAACAUUUCUAUGGGCUUAGCCAGGCCUGGCCCUCCUCAGCAAGCACAGCCACAGCAGUUGCAGAACCACCAGCAGCAGCCACUGCCUCCAAAUGCUGGGUACUAUAGGCCUCCAGGUAUUGGAUUCUAUGGGCAGAGUCAUCAGACAUCAACACCGCCCGUACCUAGACAGAAACCCCGUUCAUCCUCCUCAAUUCGAAGCCCUAGGUUCUUGCCCCAAAUCUCUCCACCCAAAUCGUCGGAAAUCCAAGCAAUAGCGUUGCCCCAAAUCCUUCCAACCCCUCCACCCCCGAACUCAUUGUCCCUUGAUUCAGCGGGCAGUUGUGCAAACGGACAGCAGUUAACUCAACCCAGCCGAAUUUUUUCUCUUCGCAAUUUCGAACUUCUGGACCUACUGCAGAUGGAUGACGUGCACACGGAUGAUGAAAUUAAAGGUAUGGUAAUGUUUGCAGUUGAAUGGUAA